Penicillium alfredii is the source of this 849-nucleotide messenger RNA. RefSeq lists its product as uncharacterized. The transcript has a single exon. NCBI's taxonomy places the organism in Eukaryota, Fungi, Ascomycota, Eurotiomycetes, Eurotiales, Aspergillaceae. Gene Ontology annotation, molecular function: ATP binding; protein serine/threonine kinase activity; RNA endonuclease activity. The record is from RefSeq and is a predicted model, not a curated record. Gene Ontology annotation, biological process: protein phosphorylation; IRE1-mediated unfolded protein response; intrinsic apoptotic signaling pathway in response to endoplasmic reticulum stress. Bases 1 to 849 code for a protein of 282 amino acids. Gene Ontology annotation, cellular component: IRE1-TRAF2-ASK1 complex.
AUGCCGUCGUCAUUCCCUCAAUCACCCAUCCAGCAACUCCAUGUGCUAGAGAUGAACGAAUUUUUUGAAGAAAUUGAUGGAGACUUCAACUUUGCGGGAACACUCAUCGUCUAUGAAGACGAAAAUGAAAUGCACCAUGCAGUGUUGGAAGACCGCUGCACAUCGCCUUCGGAUAUCCGCCCAGAUCUCCUCAAAAACGAUAUCCAAAUUCCGAGAUCUGCCUACAGCCCUGAAUUUCCAUCGAAAUUUACGCUCGCGCCCGAGCCGCUGCCGAUCAAUUCUUACAUAAAGAAAGCCUCGUUGAUCUCUUAUGAUAGAAUUCGCGAAGGCCCUCAACCAGACUUGAUUGCGAAGUCUGUUCUGAUGGAAGCAGAAACUUGUGAGGUUUUGAGAAAGCACCCGCAUCCAAAUAUUGCUACCUACUUGGGCUGCCAGGUUUCCGAUGGCAGAAUCACUGGCCUUUGUUUCGCCAAAUACCAACGCACGCUGAUGCAAGAGGUCAAUCCCGAAAAUUUGACGAAGCGACAAUCGAGACGCUCACAUCAAAUGGUCAAGGAUUACAAUCCUGUGCUAGCUGGAAUUCGAAGUGGUCUUGGACAUCUUCAUUCCCUAGGGCUGGUCCAUAACGACAUCAACCCGAGAAACAUCAUGUUCGACGGUGAACAAGCAGUCAUCAUUGAUUUCGACACUUGCCGGAAAAUCGGGGAGGAUCUCGGAAAUGUCGGUUGCACCUAUGAAUGGUGUGAUGAAACUACAAAGCAGUCGGUUGUUGAGAACGACCUUAAUGCUUUGGAAGAAAUCCGGAUAUGGCUAUGUGACGAUUCAAAGGAAUUUCAAUUUGAUGAAUAG